Jaculus jaculus (lesser Egyptian jerboa) is the source of this 1908-nucleotide messenger RNA. It is a transcript of the gene Gps1, whose product is annotated as G protein pathway suppressor 1. Bases 15 to 1595 code for a protein of 526 amino acids. The transcript is spliced from 14 exons. The record is from RefSeq and is a predicted model, not a curated record. NCBI's taxonomy places the organism in Eukaryota, Metazoa, Chordata, Mammalia, Rodentia, Dipodidae. Gene Ontology annotation, cellular component: COP9 signalosome.
CGCGUCCGGCCAGGAUGCGGGGCAGCCCGGCGCCCAGCUCGGCCUCCUCGUCGGCCUCCGACCUGAGCCGUAGCCCUGCGCACAGCAGGUCAGACCCGCGGCCCGGCACCGCCGGGGACUGUAGCCUGAGCGCCAGCCUGUCGGCCUGCACGCUGUUCUCCGAGGGGGCCGUGGAGCCUAUGCAGAUUGAUGUGGAUCCCCAGGAAGACCCCCAGAACGCACCCGAUAUCAACUAUGUGGUGGAGAACCCCACCCUGGAUCUGGAGCAGUAUGCAGCCAGUUACAGCGGCUUGAUGCGCAUUGAACGGCUGCAGUUCAUUGCUGACCGGUGCCCUCCUCUUCGGGUAGAGGCCCUGAAAAUGGCACUCUCCUUCGUGCAGAGGACCUUUAACGUGGACAUGUAUGAAGAAAUCCACCGAAAGCUCUCAGAGGCUACCAGGGAGCUACAGAACGCUCCUGAUGCUGUCCCUGAGAGUGGAGUGGAGCCCCCACCCCUGGAUACAGCCUGGGUGGAGGCCACUCGGAAGAAGGCCCUACUGAAGUUGGAGAAGCUGGACACAGACCUGAAGAACUACAAGGGCAACUCUAUCAAAGAGAGCAUCAGGCGCGGCCAUGAUGACCUGGGUGACCACUAUUUGGACUGUGGAGACCUCAGCAAUGCCCUCAAAUGUUACUCACGGGCCCGAGACUACUGUACCAGUGCUAAGCAUGUCAUCAACAUGUGCCUCAAUGUUAUCAAGGUCAGUGUCUACUUGCAAAAUUGGUCUCAUGUGUUGAGCUAUGUCAGCAAAGCUGAGUCUACCCCAGAGAUUGCUGAGCAGCGUGGAGAGCGGGACAGCCAGACCCAAGCCAUCCUCACCAAGCUCAAGUGUGCUGCAGGCUUGGCUGAGCUGGCUGCACGCAAGUACAAGCAGGCUGCAAAAUGUUUCCUGCUGGCCUCCUUCGAUCACUGUGACUUCCCUGAGCUUCUGUCCCCCAGCAACGUGGCUGUCUAUGGUGGCUUGUGUGCAUUAGCCACCUUUGACCGGCAGGAACUACAGCGUAAUGUCAUUUCCAGCAGCUCCUUCAAGUUGUUCUUGGAGCUGGAGCCACAGGUCCGAGACAUCAUCUUCAAAUUUUAUGAGUCCAAGUAUGCCUCAUGCCUGAAGAUGCUGGAUGAGAUGAAGGACAACCUGCUCUUAGACAUGUACCUGGCCCCCCAUGUCAGGACACUGUACACCCAGAUUCGCAACCGGGCUCUCAUUCAGUACUUCAGCCCCUAUGUGUCAGCUGACAUGCACAAGAUGGCUGCGGCCUUCAACACCACGGUGGCGGCCUUGGAGGAUGAGCUAACACACCUCAUCCUGGAGGGGCUCAUCAACGCCCGCAUUGACUCACAUAGCAAGAUCCUGUAUGCUCGGGAUGUGGAUCAGCGCAGCACCACCUUUGAGAAGUCCCUGCUGAUGGGCAAGGAGUUCCAGCGCCGGGCUAAGGCCAUGAUCCUGAGAGCGGCCGUACUGCGCAACCAGAUCCACGUCAAGUCCCCUCCCAGAGAAGGGAGCCAGGGGGACCUGACUCCAGCCAACAGCCAGUCCCGGAUGAGCACCAACAUGUGAGGGGCAUCACUCUGGUCUCCAGGAUGGUCUACACACCCUUCCUACCCCCCUUGGACACAGCAUCUGGACCUCCUGCCAGCUCACUCAGAGACGAGGCUUAGGGCUACCUGUGGCUCACAGCAACCUAGCCAAUGGAUGUCACCCUCUUGGUCCUCUCCUCUGAGGUACCCUGUGCUGGGCCAGGUUUCUGUCCCCAGGAAACAGACUGUGUACAGUGCUCAGGCAGGGGCCCCCAAGCCCCUCCUUCCUGUGCAUAAAUUGACUACAGACGUGUCACUGACCGUAUAGUCCAUUAAAGAGCAGACCGAUCAUU